GUAUACGACCCUGGCCAGCCAUGGCGGCUGCAGCGUCAUCCUCAUCCGCUGCUGCUGCUGCUGUAGCCGACUUGCCUCAGCCACAGGUGAACGAAGGACGCACACACGCACACACAGAGAUAUCAUUUGCCACAUGCAUCGCGGUGGCUUUUUGCUCUCUUCAUUGGUUUGUUUCAUCCAUCAGGCAAUGUCCUCGUCGAGCCAUGGCCGCCCCACCAGGCCUCAACAACUGCUACCCUUUUUGAUCAGCGAAGUGGCCCGCUCGGUGGCCAUCAUAGGCGCACUCCUCGCACAAAUCGCCAGCGGCCCCCUCACCCAGCAGCAGAAGCUGCUGCACCAUAGCAAGGAGACCAUCGAGAGCACUCUGCUGCAGCGCGUCAAGAAGCACAUAGAAGCACAUAGAAGCACAUAGAAGCCCAGCUCGCCGCCAAGGGCCUCAAAGACAUCAUCACCCUCUCCCCUGACCUGACAUCGCUCGACGUGCUGCUGCGGCUGGCGUACUUCAUCGACAACAGCGGCGAGUGGUCGGCGACGGUGCCGAUCAUCAGAGUGGCCAAGCAUCAGGGGCGGGUAAAGCGGUUGCCCAUAGAGCUGGUCAGCGCUGAUGUGGAGGGGGUCGGCAGCCGGGCGGUGUACGACAGCCGGUGUGAGGCGCUACGCCAGAUCUCACUCAUCGGCCGCCAGAUCGGGCCAUUGGUGCGGCGCGUCAAUGGCGCGGAGCUGCUGGGUGGGCGUCCGCUGACCAUCCGCACCCGGCAGACGCUGCCGGCCGACCACCCCUUCCGCGAUAGAUACGACGAGGCCAACCCCGUGUGUCAGGAAGACGGUGAGGGCGGGAGGGAUAGCAAUAGGAGGGGGACCAUUGGGCUGUGUGUGUGUAGGUGAAGAGUUUGCUUCAAUUCGCGACAUUGUGUUGUAUCGGUGAGAGAGAUGAGCAGAAUGACACACACGAACACUUAUACGCAUUGGCUGCACCGCUCUGCCAUGGUGUGUCUGAUCGGUCAGGAUGGAUCAUGGAGGGUGGGAGGUCGCGAACAAGAUGGUCUACCAGUUCGACGAUCCCCAACGCUGCGAGCGACUGGUCAGUCACACAACCACACACACACGAAGCACUUCACCAGCCGCCCCACUCCCUCAUUGUCAUAUCUCACUCUCUCUUCAGCGGGUCCUCGCCUCUCAGCCGCCGCCCAUCUGGGACUGCCGCAGCACCAGCACCAGCACCAGCAGCCGCUGGGUAGCAAGAAGCUUCUACCGAAUGAUACUGCUGCACGGCGACCAGCCCGACCACACCUUCGAGGCGCACGUCAUCAUCUGCAGCUCCGACGCCGACGCCCCAGCCGACGUCUCCCUCCACACGACGGAGCGGCCGGUGGAUGGCAAGGAGGGUGCGGCGGCGCUCCCCGAGACAGUGAGGGUGGUGCGUGAUGUGAUGGGAGCCGACGCACAAGUGGCGUUCGGCAACUGGCUGGACGUAGCCCUCCCCCCAGCUGCUGGUGCUGGUGCUGGUGAUCAGGGUGGCGAGCAGACCUCAGGCAAGCACCUGAAGGGGCGGCACGCGGACGAGCUAUGAAUGGAUCAGUGUGUGUGACUGUCUGUGGGUGCUGCUGCCGCCUCUUCGUCAUCUGCUGCAGGUUCGGCGAUGGGCUACCCUUCGCAACACACUGGUACAUACACACAUCUACACAACACGCGGCACACAAGUGCACCAUGGUCGUUCGCCUCCUUGUCCAACACUACAGGCGGUGAUUUGAUGGACAUAGACAGCGGUGGCGGCCCGGCAUUCUCUGCAGGUCUAACAGGGCGCACCUGAUUGACAGCUUCCGUGUGUUAUGCCUUGUGUGUCCUGGCUGUGUGACUUAGGUUGGCAGGGCGGCGGGGCGGGUGGCGGCGGUAGCUCCCGUGAUCUCCUGCAAAAGAUACGUUCGAUGCGUUCGGUGAGAGGAAGAGAAGAGGGCUCAACACAUGCAGCAUUAGAGAUGUGAAUGGGUUGGUUUUGGCUUGCAGGUCGCCUCGCAGUUGGUGUCUGAUCUUGACGGGGCAGAGCGCAUGAUAGCCUCACAAGCUGACAGCACACUGGUCCGCACGAAACACAACAUAGCCGAGCAGCAGCACUCUCUUGCCAUUCGUGUGUUCGUCUUUUGCCUGCAGGAUGGUGCGUCGGCCGGCAGCCUCUCUGCCCUCCUGGAGACCCUCACCAAGCAGCUGGCAGAGAUCGCUGACCACGACCCACAGGCAAGGCUGCAAUGUCAUAUCACUAACACACACAGGCCGACACACAAACUCAGGUGGACCAUUCAUUUUAUGUGUUCAGGUGCCUAUUAGUGUCCCUUUGGUGUCUGCUGGCGUGUCGUCAUCUUCUGCCGCCCCCGCUGCGGCCGCCUCAGCUGGUGGUGGUGGUGGUGGUGCUGAUGGCAAUCGUGGCGGGAAGCGCAAGGCGGCCGCAUCAUCGGCAUCGACUUGCCUCGAUGGCGGAGAGGGUGACAUGGCGGCCGACGACAGACGGGCGGUGAGGCGGCGUCGCAAGCAGACGGCGGAGGGCGCAGAUGGCGGCAGCGUGAUGGGGGAGCAAUAGCUGAUACCACACACACGGACUGACUGACUGAUUGGGGGAGGGAGGGGCUGACUGAGUGACCGAGUGAGCUGACGGACGGACGGACGGACAGAGAGCUGAUAGACAAG
This is a messenger RNA of Vitrella brassicaformis, 2679 nucleotides long. NCBI's taxonomy places the organism in Eukaryota, Vitrellaceae. The record is from the annotation of a GenBank genome assembly.